AUGGCUCGAUGCCAACACUUCAAAGCUCUACAGACUAAUAGUUAUCUAGGAUAUUUGAAAGCUCGCAAUAAGAACUUGAACAUCUACGGUUUCGACUGGCCCUUAGGCUAUGUCCGAUUGAGACCAAACCGUUCGCAACCCUACUUUACUUGUUUGAUCCCAACCCAUGUGUCGAUAUCAGCUCGCUGGCUGACAUGGGACCAAAGACCGACAUCCUCAACGUAUGACUUUACACCGUCUUUGAUCACCUAUGAACAAUUGAAGCGCCAAGAUGAUGAUAUCUAA
Penicillium verrucosum is the source of this 285-nucleotide messenger RNA. RefSeq lists its product as uncharacterized. The coding region runs from base 1 to 285 and encodes 94 amino acids. The record is from RefSeq and is a predicted model, not a curated record. Lineage: Eukaryota; Fungi; Ascomycota; Eurotiomycetes; Eurotiales; Aspergillaceae. The transcript is spliced from 2 exons.